Messenger RNA from Didymodactylos carnosus, 1743 nucleotides. The record is from the annotation of a GenBank genome assembly. Lineage: Eukaryota; Metazoa; Rotifera; Eurotatoria; Philodinida; Philodinidae.
AUGGAUGUUCAUAAUACACCACAAACAGAUCAAUUACAAACUGAUCAAGUUCAAAAUAGUGCUGGUAUUUAUAGCGGAAGAACACCUUUUCCUUUAUUGUUUUCUCCAUUACAGUUUUAUAUUUUAGGUGGUUUUGUUUGGACAGUCGAUAAUAUGCAGCGUUUGCGACGAUUUCUCUGUCUCGGAUCCGAAGGCGGUACCUACUACAUUGGUGAAAAAGAAUUGGGUAUUGAAAACGCAAAAGGCGUAUUGGAAUUAAUAAACGAGGGACGUGGAGAGGAUGUAGUAGCUGAAGUAAAAAAAUUCUCUUUAGAAGGUAGAACAUCAAAACAGAAUCCGAUCAUGUUCGUACUGGCAUUAUGUGCAAAAUCUAAUAAUCUUCCAACCAAGCAAGCCGCUUACAAAGUGUUAGGUGAUGUUUGUCGUAUACCAACUCAUUUAUUUAUGUUUAUCAAAUAUGCACAUGCACUUGGACAAGGUUGGGGACGUGCACAACGAAACGCAGUAUCAGCCUGGUAUACAACACAAGAUCCAAGUAAAUUGGCAAUGGCAGUGACAAAGUAUCAAAGUAGAGAGGGUUACACACACCGAGAUGUUCUUCGAUUGUCUCAUCCCAAAACGACUAAUCCACUACUAAAAUUCCUAUUCGUCUAUAUCACAAAAGGAUUAGAAAAGGCAAUUGAAUCCUUAGAAACGUCAUCAUCAACAACUGAAGCUACAGUUGAAACGAAGACGGUCGACAAUAGUGAUGCAUCAAAAAAUGCAACAAGACAAAUUGUUAAUGGAUUGGACGAGGAAGCAAAUACAAAAAUAACAACGAUAACUGAAUUACAAGUAUUUUUAGCAGCUGUUGAAAAGGCUAAAACAUCGACAAAUGAACAAGAAUUAGUUGAAUCGAUUAGAAAAUUUCAUUUGGUGCGUGAACAUAUGCCCACAACCAUUUUGGGUUCAGUUGCAAUAUGGUCAGCAUUGUUAGAAAAAAUGCCAAUGACAGCAAUGAUACGUAAUCUAGGAAAAAUGUCUGAAAUUAAUUUGUUAAAAGAAAAUAGUCAAGCUGAGAAACAAAUCGUCGAACGUUUAAACGAUCAACAACAACUUCGUCGUGCACGUAUUCAUCCAUUUAACUUGUUAGUGGCAUUAGAAACAUAUAAAAGAGGCGAAGGUAUCAAAGGAAAAUUGAAAUGGAACGUGAAUGAAAUGGUGAAACAAGCAUUAGAAAGUGCAUUCUAUUCAUCAUUUAAAUUUGUUGAACCAACAAAUAAACGUUUUUGUUUGGGAUUAGAUGUCAGUGGCUCAAUGGCAGGUGCAAUGAUAAACGGUAGUCCAACGAUAAAUGCAGCUGUUGGUUCUUGUGCAAUGUGUAUGGUUACAGUCAGAACCGAACCGUAUACGAAAGUUGUUGAUCAAAGUUUAGAAACAGUAAUGGAUGUAACUCGCAAGAUUUCUAUGGGUAAUACAGAUUGUGCAUUACCAAUGAUGUGGGCAAUUGAUCAUAAAGAGGAUAUUGAUAUUUUUAUUGUUUAUACGGAUAAUGAAACUUGGUAUGGAGAAAUUCAUCCAAGCGGGGCGUUAAAAAAAUAUCGAAUAAAAAUGAAUAAACCACAGGCAAAAUUGAUUGUUUGCGGAAUGGCAUCGAAUAAAUUUACCAUUGCCGAUCCCAACGAUGGUGGAAUGUUGGAUAUAGUGGGAUUUGAUUCGGCUGCACCACAGAUUAUCAGCCAAUUUUCUCUUGGACUUCUCUAA